AUGUCAAGAGAACCAAUUAAUUUUAAUAUUUUAGAAUUAACUUCUGUAAUUGAUGAAUAUAUAUGUCCAAUUUGUAUGGAAACAUAUUAUAAAAAAGAAAUUUAUCAAUGUAGACAAGUGUGUUGUCCAUAUUCAUUCAAAAAUAUUAUUAGUGUAGAUGAAAGCGAAAUAUUAAUAAAAGAUGGGUGUGGAUGUAAAGAAAUUAUUAAAUUAGAAGAAUUGGAUAACCACAUUGAAAAUUGUAGUUUUAGAUUUGUAAAAUGUAAAUAUCAUGAAAAUGGAUGCAUGGAUAAAAUCAGAUACAAUGAAAAUGAAAUUCAUUUUUCCAAAUGUGAAUACCAACCACUAAAUUGUACACAUUGUUCCAAUGUGUACUUAUUAAAAACAAUUGAACAGCAUUAUCUCGAAUGUCCCUUAAUGUUAAUAGACUGUAAAGAAUGUAAUGAAAAAAUCAAAAGAGAAGAAAUGGGUAAUCAUUUAGAUAAAGAAUGUCAAGAAGUAAUUAUUUCAUGUAAAUUAAUACAAUUUGGAUGCAAUGAUAAAAUAAAAAGAAAAAAUUUAGAAAAUCAUUUAGAUCAAAUAAACCACUCAAAACAUUUCAGUACAGCAAUAGAAAAUUUAAUCAUUAAAAACAAUCAACUUUCAAAUAAUAAAAAAGAUUUAAUAAUUAAAAAUAAUCAACUUUCAAACUGUAUAAAUGAAUUAACCAAAGGUAAAGAGUAUAAAAGUAAAUGGAUUAUUUCAAACUAUUCCAAAAUUAAUCAUAAGGUUGAUGAAUAUUUGAUAUCUCCUAAAUUUGGAUAUGCUCCGGAUCUAUUUUAUAUCAGAUUAUAUAAAAAUGGAGGCAGUAAAACUAAUAUUGGAAAUAUAGGUAUUUAUCUUCAUUCUGAAAGUGUACAAAAAAACAUAACAUUCUCAAUAACUUUAUUAAACAACGAUACCAAAAUAUAUACAAAAAAGAACAUCACUAGUAUAUUCCAUAAUCGUGGUAAGUAA
Messenger RNA from Dictyostelium purpureum, 996 nucleotides. RefSeq lists its product as uncharacterized. The transcript is spliced from 3 exons. NCBI's taxonomy places the organism in Eukaryota, Evosea, Eumycetozoa, Dictyosteliales, Dictyosteliaceae. The record is from RefSeq and is a predicted model, not a curated record. Bases 1 to 996 code for a protein of 331 amino acids. Gene Ontology annotation, molecular function: zinc ion binding; protein binding.